Messenger RNA from Condylura cristata (star-nosed mole), 4415 nucleotides. RefSeq names its product cat eye syndrome chromosome region, candidate 2 (gene CECR2). The transcript is spliced from 16 exons. Gene Ontology annotation, biological process: chromatin remodeling. Gene Ontology annotation, molecular function: protein binding. The record is from RefSeq and is a predicted model, not a curated record. The coding region runs from base 161 to 3979 and encodes 1272 amino acids. Lineage: Eukaryota; Metazoa; Chordata; Mammalia; Eulipotyphla; Talpidae. Gene Ontology annotation, cellular component: CERF complex.
GCGCACCCGCGUGGAGAUACUGCACCGCCUCUGUGACUACCGGCUGGAUGCAGACGAUGUCUUCGAUCUCCUCAAGGGUCUGGAUGCAGACAGCCUUCGGGUGGAGCCGCUGGGUGAAGACAAUUCUGGAGCACUCUACUGGUAUUUCUAUGGAACACGGAUGUAUAAGGAAGACCCGGUACAAGGGAAACCCAAUGGAGAGCUCUCUCUGAACAGGGAAAGUGAAGGACAAAAGACUGUCUCAAGUGUUCCAGGGAAAACAGGAAAAAGAAGAGGAAGACCCCCAAAACGGAAGAAACUACAGGAGGAAAUUACAGUGAGUGAAAAGCAGGAGGAAAGCUCCUUGGCAUCUGAGCCGCAGACACGAAAUGGGUCCCAAGGGCCAGGUCAAGGAACUUGGUGGUUGCUGUGCCAAACAGAAGAAGAAUGGAGACAGGUCACUGAGAGUUUUCGGGAGAGGACCUCCCUUCGAGAGAAACAGCUCUACAAGCUCCUCAGUGAGGACUUCCUGCCUGAGAUCUGCAACAUGAUUGCCCAGAAGGAGACACCCGUACUUACAAGAAUAGAAAAACAGAAGCGCAAAGAAGAGGAAGAAGAACGCCAAAUUCUUCUCGCAGUGCAGAAGAAGGAGCAGGAACAGAUGCUGAAGGAAGAAAGGAAACGAGAGCUGGAGGAAAAGGUCAAGGCAGUGGAAGAUCGAGCCAAAAGGAGAAAGCUCAGGGAAGAAAGGGCAUGGCUGCUGGCUCAAGGGAAAGAGCUCCCCCCAGAACUUUCCCAUCUGGACCCUAACUCCCCGAUGAGGGAAGAAAAAAAGACUAAGGACCUCUUUGAGUUGGAUGAUGAUUUCACUGCCAUGUAUAAAGUUCUAGAUGUGGUGAAGGCUCAUAAGGAUUCAUGGCCUUUUUUGGAACCAGUGGAUGAAUCUUAUGCCCCUAACUAUUACCAGAUUAUUAAGGUCCCCAUGGAUAUUUCAAGCAUGGAGAAGAAACUGAACAAUGGCUUAUACUGCACUAAGGAGGAAUUUGUAAAUGACAUGAAGACUAUAUUCAGGAAUUGUCGGAAAUACAACGGGGACAGUAGUGAAUACACCAAGAUGUCUGAUAAUUUAGAGAGGUGUUUCCAUCGGGCAAUGAUGAAGCAUUUUCCUGGUGAAGAUGGCGACACUGAUGAAGAAUUUUGGGUCAGAGAAGAUGAGAAGCGAGAAAAGAGACGGAGCCGUGCAGGGCGAAGUGGUGGAAGUCACGUGUGCACCCGCUCUAGGGACUCUGAGGGGCCUGGCAGGAAGCAGCAGCCAGUGGAGAAUGGGGGGAAGUCCCUGCCGCCUGCACGCCGAGCCUCUGGGGGUGAUCAGAGCAGCAGCGCUACGCAGCUGCCCCGGGAGCUGGGCACCUCCAGUGGCCGGGGCUUCUCCCGCCCCCCACAUUACGGAGGCGUGCCCAGCCGGGCACCCCUCCUAAACCAGAUGAGGCCAGCAGUCCCAGGAACGUUUGGUCCUCUUCGGGGGUCAGAUCCUGCCAGCUUACACGUCUCCUGUAGGGUCCCCGAGCCACACCCGGGAGAGCCUGCGCAGCAGCAUCAACCUUUUGCCAUGCAGCCUCCCGUUGGGGUGAACAGCCACCGAGGGCCCAGGCUAGGUACCCCUGAAGAGAAGCAAGUGUGUGGGGGUCUGACGCACCUUCCGAACAUGGGGUCGCAUCCUGGAUCUUUGCAGCUUGCGCAGAUGAGUGGCCCUACUGUGGAUGGAAAUAUGUUUUCUCCAACUCAAUUCCAACCAGGAUUUAUGCCUUCCAGGCAUGGUGGGGCUCCACCCCGACCUCCCGACUUUCCUGAAACCUCAGAAAUUCCUCCCAGCCAUAUGUACCGUUCAUACAAGUACCUGAAUCGAGUACACUCUGCUGUCUGGAAUGGGAACCAUGGUGCUACAAACCCAGGAUCCUUGGGGCCAGAUGAUAAGACCCCAAUGGGGCCAGGACCCUCUCACCAGCCUCGUACUCUCGGUCCUGUGAUGGACUCCCGAGUGAUGAGACCGCCUCUCCCCCCAAACCAGUGGACUGAACAAUCAAGCUUUCUACCUCAUGGAGUUCCUUCUUCAGGGUACAUGCGACCCCCCUGUAAAUCUGGUGGACACCGGCUCCAGCCACCUCCAGCCCCAGCACCAGGUUCUCUGUUUGGAGCCGCCCCCCAGGCUCUGCGGGGGGUUCAAGGCGGGGACUCCAUGAUGGACAGCCCAGAGAUGAUCGCCAUGCAGCAGCUUUCCUCCCGUGUCUGCCCGCCUGGUGUGCCUUACCACCCCCGACAGCUGACUCCCCCCCACCUACCUGGCCCUUUUCCACAGGUGGCUCACUCGCCAUCUGUAAGUGUGUCAGCCCCCAAUCCUGUCUUGGGGAACCCUGGGCGGACGCAGGAUAGCAGUGAAACACGAGAUCCUGAGAGUGACCAAGAUGCCAUGCCUGGUCUUGAGGAGAAACCACCAAGUGUUGGUGCUUCAGAGGGGGUGUACCUCAAACAACUACCUCACCCUACGCCUCCCCUGCAGACUGACUGUACCAGGCAGAGCUCACCACAAGAGGGGGAAGCAGAGGACCCGGAGCUCAAAAGUGACUCUUCAGAAUCUGGAGACAACUGUAAAGCGGCCAAGAGCAAGAAUGCUUGGUCCUCAGACAGCAGCUACACCAGUCCCGCAGCCCAAGGGUGCAUGAAGGACGUCUCCACUCUGGCAGAUAGAGAGGCGCUACCCGAAAAUGGAGUGAUUGUCGAAGUAUCCCCUUGUGGAUCACAGGUGAAGGGGCUUGGUGGCGGUGGUUCAGAAAAGCCACUCUGUCCCAGAGGCAAAAUGCUGCAGGAAACCAUAUCGUGCACGGGACAGAACCCAACGACACCUCCCAGUGCAGACCCCAGUUUGAUGGGCGGCUCUGUGAGCCAGUUUUCUCCCUUGUACAUGCCUGGCCUGGAGUACCCAAAUUCAGCUACACAUUACCACGUCAGCCCAGGCCUGCAAGGUUUGGGCCCUGUGAUGGGAAGUCGACCCUCAGUCUCGCAUUCUCAGCAUUUUCCCUCUAGAGGCUUCCAGCCUAACAACCCACACUCGGGUGUCUUUCCCCGAUACCGCCCCCACCAAAGUGUGAGGUAUUCCUAUCAGCCUCCACCUCAGCCUUCCUACCACCACUAUCAGCGGACUCCUUACUACACAUGUCCGCAGGGCCUUUCUGACUGGCAGAGGCAUCUCCACCCUCCAGGAAGCCCAAGUGGCCCUGCUCCUAGUCAGCCGCCCCCACCAAGACACCUCUUCUCAGACAAGAGCGCCAUGGCCAGUGUGCAGGGCUGUGAGACACUGAAUGCUGCCUUAACCUCCCCAAGCCGAAUGGAUGUGGUGGCUGCCAAGGUGAUUGCAAAUGAUGGGCAGGAUCCUGUCCCAGAAGAAGAGAAGCUGGACGAAUCUAUGGAGAGACCAGAGAGUCCCAAAGAAUUUUUAGACCUGGACAACCAUAAUGCAGCUACCAAGCGACAGAGUUCACUGUCAACCGGUGAAUACCUUUACGGAACUGCUCCUCCACCGCUGAGUUCAGGGAUGGGAUUUGGUUCUUCUGCUUUCCCACCCCAUGGUGUGAUGCUACAAACAGGGCCUCCUUACCCACCACAGCGGCCUGCCAGCCACUUCCAACCCCGGGCCUACUCGUCUCCUGUGGCUGCUCACCCACCUCACCGUCCCGUGGCUGCCCAGCCCAAUGGUCUGUCUCAGGAGGGCCCCAACUACCGCUGUCAGGAAGAAGGCCUGGGUCACUUUCAAGCUAUAAUGAUGGAACAGAUCGGCCCUGGGAGUGGAAUAAGGGGACCUUUCCAGGAAAUGUACAGACCGUCAGGAAUGCAGACGCAGCCAGCCCGGUCGCAGUCCUUGUUCCCAAAGACCCCGGCACCAGCAGCACCCCAGGAUGAGCUGCCCCCACAUAAGCCCCCGACAAUUCCUCUGGAUCAGAGCUAGUCCAUGGAGGAAAUAACCCCCAAGGAAAUGGAAAGCUGCACAUGAAGACUGGAACACAGAGGAUGUGGGUUCGAUCCUCCCAUCUCUCCACCACCCGCCACACCCUCCACGAGCCAUCGCCACGCCCUAGAAGCACACACCCCAGACCGCGGUCAGCCCUGGAGCUCCUGGUCAGGGCUGAUCUCGCAUAAGUAAUAGACUGUCAAGAACAAUGAACUGGAAGUAGUGAUGGCUUUUCAAGUCCUGAGACUUGUCCAGGGAAAUCAUCUUAAGCUUGGGGGGCAGGGGGACAUACUUAAGACUGGAGUGGUGCUUGUAAACUUUCAUGAGCAGCUAAACUCAGGUAUAUAUUGGGGAGGGACUACUCGUAGUAUUAAUGUGUUUGGAGCUGGGUCCAGUUUACAGAAUUUUCAUGUUGCCUUUAAAGUAAGUUUUG